CCGGGGCGCUGGGUUGGCGCGCGCGCCGCGAGCCGCGGGGCUGAGCUGGGCUCUUGGGUUUUUGCACAGUGCGCCUUGGCUUUGGACUCUUACCGGACACUGGUGUCUUCAGUUUUCAGGAUGCCGUCUUCCCUGCUGGGCUCGGCGAUGCCGGCAUCCACGUCGGCCGCGGCCCUGCAGGAAGCUCUGGAAAAUGCGGGGCGGCUCAUCGACCGUCAGCUGCAAGAAGACCGCAUGUACCCGGACCUUUCCGAGCUGCUCAUGGUGUCUGCCCCAAAUAACCCCACUGUUUCUGGCAUGUCAGAUAUGGAUUACCCUCUACAAGGACCUGGUUUGCUGUCGGUGCCCAGCCUCCCAGAGAUCAGCUCCAUCCGCAGAGUUCCUCUCCCACCUGAGCUUGUCGAACAGUUUGGACACAUGCAGUGCAACUGCAUGAUGGGCGUGUUCCCCGCCGUCAGCAGGGCCUGGCUCACCAUCGACAGCGACAUAUUCAUGUGGAACUAUGAAGAUGGGGGAGACCUCGCCUAUUUUGAUGGACUUAGUGAGACUAUCCUUGCCGUGGGGCUCGUGAAACCAAAAGCUGGCAUCUUUCAGCCUCAUGUCCGACACCUCCUGGUUUUGGCAACCCCUGUGGAUAUAGUGAUUCUUGGACUCAGCUAUGCUAAUUUGCAAACAGGCACUGGAGUUCUGAAUGACAGUAUGUAUGGAGGAAUGCAGUUGCUUCCAGACCCUUUGUAUUCUCUUCCCACUGAUAAUACUUACCUCUUAACAAUAACUUCCACCGACAACGGCAGAAUUUUCUUGGCUGGAAAAGAUGGCUGUUUAUAUGAAGUAGCAUACCAGGCAGAAGCAGGUUGGUUUAGCCAAAGAUGUAGGAAAAUCAACCACUCCAAGAGUGCGCUUUCUUUUCUUGUUCCUUCGUUGCUACAAUUCACAUUUUCAGAAGAUGAUCCUAUUGUUCAAAUUGAAAUUGAUAAUUCGAGAAACAUUUUAUAUACACGAUCUGAGAAAGGAGUAAUACAAGUUUAUGAUCUGGGCAGUGAUGGUCAAGGAAUGAGCAGAGUUGCCUCGGUGUCGCAGAAUGCUAUCGUCUCUGCUGCUGGAAACAUCGCGAGGACCAUAGAUCGCUCUGUUUUUAAACCAAUUGUUCAGAUAGCAGUGAUCGAAAAUUCUGAGUCACUGGACUGUCAGUUACUGGCUGUCACACAUGCUGGGGUCAGGCUGUACUUCAGCACCUGUCCGUUCAGACAGCCAUUAGCACGACCCAACACACUGACGCUGGUUCACGUCCGCCUGCCGCCUGGAUUCUCGGCGUCUUCCACGGUGGAAAAGCCUUCGAAGGUACAUAAAGCUCUCUACAGUAAAGGUGUUCUACUGAUGACAGCCUCAGAAAAUGAAGACAAUGACAUUUUGUGGUGUGUCAACCAUGACACAUUUCCUUUCCAAAAGCCAAUGAUGGAAACCCAGACGACGACCCGUGUGGAUGGCCACUCCUGGGCUCUCUCUGCAAUAGACGAACUGAAAGUGGAUAAAAUAAUCACGCCCUUAAACAAGGACCACGUCCCGAUCACUGACUCGCCGGUCGUCGUGCAGCAGCACAUGCUGCCCCCGAAGAAGUUCGUGCUUCUGUCGGCGCAGGGGAGUCUGAUGUUUCAUAAACUUAGACCCGUAGAUCAGCUGCGGCAUCUGCUCGUGAGUAAUGUGGGCGGAGACGGAGACGAGAUUGAAAGAUUCUUCAAAUUACAUCAGGAAGACCAGGCUUGUGCAACUUGCCUUAUCCUUGCUUGCUCCACCGCGGCCUGUGACAGAGAAAUAUCUGCCUGGGCUACUCGGGCUUUCUUCAGGUACGGCGGUGAAGCUCAGAUGAGAUUUCCAACCGCUCUGCCCACCCCAAGUAAUGUUGGUCCCAUCCUGGCGUCUCCUGUCUAUGCCAGUUCUCCUCUUCCUAGUGGUGGUCUGUAUCCAAAUCCAUCCUUUUUGGGAACACCGUCUCAAGGCAUGCACCCUCCCGUCAUGUCCACCCCAAUGCCUGCGGCAGGAAGUCCGGCAGUUCCAGCCCCAAGUCUGGGCUACAUGGCGGGACCAGAGAUUGUGUACUCUGGAAAACACAACGGCAUAUGCAUUUACUUUUCUCGAAUCAUGGGAAACAUCUGGGAUGCCAGUUUAGUUGUGGAGAGGGUGUUCAGGAGCGGCAACAAAGAGAUCACCGCGAUUGAAAGUAGUGUUCCCUCCCAAAUGCUGGAGUCAGUGCUACAAGAACUGAAAGGCUUGCAAGAAUUUCUGGACAGAAACUCCCAAUUUGCAGGAGGGCCGUUAGGAAAUCCAAAUACCGCCGCCAAAGUGCAGCAGAGGCUGACGGGGUUCAUGCGUCCUGAGAACGGAAAUACCCAACAGAUGCAGCAGGAGCUGCAGAGGAAAUUGCAUGAGGCUCAAGUGAGUGAGAAGAUUUCGCUUCAGGCGAUCCAGCAGUUGGUCCGGAAAUCAUACCAGGCUCUGGCUUUGUGGAAACUUCUCUGUGAGCACCAGUUCACUGUCAUUGUAGGCGAACUGCAGAAGGAAUUUCAAGAGCAGUUGAAAAUCACCACCUUUAAAGACCUGGUGAUCCGGGACAAAGAACUGACCGGGGCCUUAAUUGCUUCCCUCAUCAACUGCUAUAUCAGAGAUAAUGCUGCUGUCGACGGCAUCAGCCUGCACUUGCAGGACAUCUGCCCGCUGCUGUACAGCACUGAUGAUGCGGUCUGUUCCAAGGCAAAUGAGCUUCUCCAGCAUUCCCGACAAGUUCAGAAUAAGACGGAGAAGGAAAGGAUGUUGAGGGAGUCACUGAAGGAGUAUCAGAAAAUCAGCAAUCAGGUCGACCUCUCCAAUGUUUGUGCUCAGUAUAGACAAGUGCGUUUUUAUGAGGGCGUGGUGGAGCUCUCUCUCACGGCUGCUGAGAAGAAAGACCCUCAGGGUCUUGGACUCCAUUUCUAUAAACAUGGAGAACCAGAAGAAGACGUCAUAGGACUUCAGGCUUUCCAGGAAAGACUAAACAGUUACAAGUGCAUUACAGACACACUCCAAGAACUGGUGAAUCAAAGUAAGGCUGCUCCUCAGUCUCCCAGUGUCCCCAAAAAACCGGGGCCUCCUGUGCUGUCGUCGGACCCCAACAUGCUGAGUAAUGAGGAAGCAGGACAUCACUUUGAACAAAUGCUUAAAUUGUGUCAACGAUCCAAAGAUGAGCUCUUCAGUAUUGCCCUGUACAAUUGGCUAAUACAAGCUGACCUUGCAGAUAAACUGCUACAGGUCACUUCCCCAUUUCUGGAGCCACACCUAUCCCGAAUGGCCAAAGUUGAUCAAAACAAAGUUCGCUAUAUGGAUUUGCUCUGGAGGUAUUACGAGAAGAACCGAAGCUUCAGUAGCGCCGCCCGCGUCCUGUCCAAGCUGGCCGACAUGCACAGCACAGAAAUCCCACUUCAGCAGCGACUGGAGUACAUUGCUCGGGCCAUUCUCAGCGCCAAGAGCUCCACGGCCAUUUCCUCCACAGCUGCGGACGGCGAAUUCCUUCAUGAGCUGGAAGAGAAAAUGGAAGUUGCUAGGAUCCAACUGCAGAUACAAGAGACGCUGCAAAGGCAGUAUUCCCAUCAUUCUUCUGUACAGGAUGCAGUUUCUCAGCUGGAUUCUGAGCUAAUGGACAUAACUAAGCUCUACGGGGAAUUUGCUGACCCAUUUAAACUCGCAGAGUGCAAACUUGCAAUAAUUCAUUGUGCCGGUUACUCAGACCCGAUAUUGGUGCAGACCCUUUGGCAAGACAUCAUAGAGAAAGAGCUGAAUGACAGCGUGACGCUGAGCUCCUCCGACAGAAUGCACGCGCUCAGCCUGAAGAUCGCCCUCCUCGGCAAGAUCUACGCCGGCACGCCGCGCUUCUUUCCCUUGGAUUUCGUCGUGCAGUUCCUCGAGCAGCAGGUCUGCACCCUGAGCUGGGACGUGGGCUUCGUCAUCCGGACGAUGAAUGAGAUCGGGGUGCCCUUACCUCGGCUGCUGGAGGUGUACGAUCACCUGUUCAAGUCACGGGAUCCAUUCUGGAACAGAAUGAAGAGGCCACUGCACCUUUUGGAUUGUUUACAUGUACUGUUGACGAGAUAUGUCGAGAAUCCUAGCCAGGUUUUGAACUGUGAGAGGAGAAGAUUCACGAACCUCUGCCUGGACGCCAUCUGCGGGUACCUGGUCGAGCUGCAGUCUAUGAGCUCCUCCCUAGCAGUGCAGACCGUCACGGGGAACUUUAAAUCACUUCAGGCAAAAUUAGAACGGCUUCAUUAAUUACUGUGAUGUACUCUUUCCCAUCCAUUUUGAACUGUAAAAUAAAACCUCAUCUGGGUCCAGA
Messenger RNA from Phyllostomus hastatus (greater spear-nosed bat), 4360 nucleotides. It is a transcript of the gene NUP155, whose product is annotated as nucleoporin 155. NCBI's taxonomy places the organism in Eukaryota, Metazoa, Chordata, Mammalia, Chiroptera, Phyllostomidae. Gene Ontology annotation, biological process: transcription-dependent tethering of RNA polymerase II gene DNA at nuclear periphery; protein localization to nuclear inner membrane; RNA export from nucleus. Bases 121 to 4296 code for a protein of 1391 amino acids. Gene Ontology annotation, molecular function: structural constituent of nuclear pore. Gene Ontology annotation, cellular component: nuclear pore inner ring; nuclear pore. The transcript has 35 exons. The record is from RefSeq and is a predicted model, not a curated record.